Messenger RNA from Dovyalis caffra, 2529 nucleotides. The record is from the annotation of a GenBank genome assembly. Lineage: Eukaryota; Viridiplantae; Streptophyta; Magnoliopsida; Malpighiales; Salicaceae.
AUGGAGAUGGAUGCGGUGCCCAGUAUUUCUGAAAUCGUAGAAUCAAAUGAAGAGUUAGAUUUUGAAUUGAAAAUGGACGAGAAAGGCCGGAAGCAUUCUGUUUUAAAAUUGGGAAAUAGGUAUUCUAUUGAAGAUGACAUCAAUCGUCUUUUUGAAGCAAUUGAGAUUAGAACUUCAGCUAAGCACCAUGAUGAAGUUGUUAAAGAUGCUUUACGGAAGAAAGCUAUGAAGAGACCAAUGAGGGUUGGUUCACCUCAAAUGUCAGGAAUUGGAAUUUCAGAGCCUGUUAGUUUGAAGCAGGCUUUGAGGGGUUUAUGCAUCUCUCAGGCAUCAGAGAUGGCAGCAAUGAAGCGAUUAUCAAGACCAACAAAUUCAUCAAGGUCCUCUGAAGUGGGAACUAUCAAAAGGUUGUACCGGGCAGUGGUAGUUGAGGCUGAUGGAUCUGGGCUCCCCCUAAAUGAAGGUAAUGGAAAUUUGGUAGAAAUCUCUCUUGUACCAGAAAAAAUCACAUCAAAUUCUUCUGAUAAGAUGUUCGAAUCCUCACAAAUGGUAAAGCCAGAGUUAUCAGAUCAAAAUCUCCAUUCAUCACGGGAUCAGGUUGUUCCUCUACCUACAGGGUUUGAUAAUGAAAUAUCAAAGGAAGCAGUUGGAGAGCUUAAAUCUUCAGAUUGUUCAUCUACCAAUCAGGUUGCUGAGAAACUAAAAGAGGCAGAUGAGAUUGCUUCUGCCUCAAUCAAAGUUUCUGUCAAAACUCCAGCUCCAGAAGAGGGGAAAAACCAGUUGCAUGCUGCUUCUUCACUUUCUGUGUCUGUUUCAAGCCCUGGUCGUAGUGUGAGUAAUUCUGUAUGUAACACUCCGUGCUUUAUCAAGCCAAUCUUCAGGAGCAAGAACUUCAUUAAGAAGAAGGUAAAGCAUGAUUCAGCUUCUGCCUCCAGCACUUCCAAUCCAAGUAAUAAAAAAGUCGACAGCGAUCUGAAUCCUAGUACAAGCAAUUCGGACAACAUGAUGCAUGAUUGUAUUCUGGAGAGUGGAAAGAGAGGUCUGAAAACUUCUCCAGCUUCUAGUGGUAAUCAUAGUACUGAGUACAAUUCAAUCAUUGCUGACACAAGUUCAAGCAGGCUGGGUUCCGGUUCUAAUGUUGCUAACAGAACGAGAUCUGUAUUGACAAAGGUGGAUGAAAGAUCAAGAUCAAGAGAAAAGGGGGAAUUCUCACAAAGUUCAAAAAGUAGCAUUGGUGACUAUAGUAGUAGCACGAGUAUUAGUGAUGAUAGCAAUCUAAGUGGGUCUAGUCGUAGUAGCAGUCGGCCGCACAUGUCAAAGGACUUGAGGUGGGAAGCCAUUCGCCAUAUUCAGAAGCAGCACGGAAACUUUUGUUUGAAACAUUUUAAGCUGAUCAAGAAGCUUGGUUGUGGGGAUAUCGGGUCUGUUUAUCUUGCUGAGCUAAGUGGUGCAAAUUGCCUAUUUGCUCUGAAAGUGAUGGAUAAUGACUAUUUGGCAAGUAGGAAGAAGAUGUCUAGGGCCCUAACUGAGAGAAAGAUUUUGCAGAUGCUGGAUCAUCCUUUUCUCCCUACAUUGUAUGCUCACUUCAUUUCAGAUAAACUUUCCUGCUUGGUUAUGGAGUAUUGUCCUGGUGGAGAUCUGCAUGUGCUGCGGCAGAAACAACCUGGCAGGAGUUUCUCAGAACAAGCUGCAAGGUUUUAUGUUGCCGAAGUCCUCCUUGCACUGGAGUACUUACACAUGCUUGGAGUUGUUUAUCGAGAUUUAAAACCAGAAAAUAUUCUGGUCCGAGAGGAUGGACACAUCAUGCUUUCAGAUUUUGACCUAUCACUCAGGUGUGCUGGUAAUCCAGUUCUACUUCAAUCAUGUUCACCUGCUGAAGAGCCCACGAAAAAGAUGUCAAGUCCGUGCUCUGAAGCUAGCUGUAUUGACCCUUUUUGCCUCCAUCCAGCCUGGCAAGUAUCGUGUUUCACUCCAAGACUUCUAUCAGUUGCUGCGAAAUCUCAGAAGUUAAAAUCUGACCUAGCUGCUCAGGUCAGCCCACUGCCACAGGUGGUAGUGGAGCCAACCAGUGCUCGUUCUAACUCCUUUGUUGGGACUCAUGAAUACCUCGCUCCAGAGAUCAUCAAAGGUGAGGGUCAUGGCAGUGCUGUUGAUUGGUGGACAUUUGGAAUCUUCUUGUUUGAGCUGUUAUAUGGUAGAACACCUUUCAAGGGCUCAGGAAAUGAGGAAACAUUGUCCAACGUUGUGUCACGAAGCCUCAAGUUCCCCAGUAGCCCUAUAGUUAGUUUUCAUGCACGUGAUUUGAUUAGAGGAUUGUUGAUAAAGGAACCUGAGAAUCGGCUAGGAUCUGCUAAAGGGGCUGCAGAGAUCAAACAGCACCCUUUCUUCGAUGGCCUCAAUUGGGCUCUGAUACGGUGUACAAUUCCACCAGAGCUGCCCAAGCAAUUUGAUACUGGAAUUACAUCAAUUACGUCUAAGUGUAAGGAAGUUAAGGAUACAGAAGAGCAAAGAGAGUUUGAGAUGUUUUAG